AAAUCCUGGUAAAAUCUUUCUUAAUUAUAUUCAAGAUUCAACCAUCAGUAGAGCAUGAAAGUUCCAACAGGGAGACUUUAUUGCCUCAAAAAUCUGUCUUGGAUAGCAAUACCCGUUAGAUAAAUUCUGAUAAUUAGGGAGUUUUGAAUUUUUGGUUAUCUACCUUAUUUCAUUCUUCUAUUUUAAGGACAAAAUAUAGAAGAGGUGUCAUUUUACAUUUCGCCAUCUUCUAGUAGCUGGAGACUAUUCCUAUAAAUUCAAUUAAUUAUUGAUGUCCAACCAUUAAAGAUAAGGGUGGAAUCCCUUGGGUGUCUAGCGAUUCAAAGGUGCAAGAAAGAGAGAUUUUUUCUAGGAGACAAACACACCUUUGAAUUUUCUAAGGAAAUUGGAUAUAAGCGGCAUAGAAGUCAGAAUUUUGAAGCAGAACCAUGCUAGAUUCUUGCGUUGAUUCCAUAUAAUUAAUGCUGUUUCUUAUCCUGUAUACGUUAGUUCAAACUACUACAUCACGAUAAGCAAUUUGUCGAACUUAAGUGCACAAGUGCAUCAUAUCUUUUAUGUAAUUCCACUUUAUGAAAACCUAGUUGAAUGAAAAAUAAUGUCAUUCUCUUCCUGUGUAUGGAUAUGCCAAAAAUUCCAACUAGUGUUACCAUGCGACUGUCUCUUAGUUCUCCCUUAAGCUGGUUUUGGUUCACAUCAGUUAGAUCGGAAAAAAUUUCACAUGGAGGGUCCACAGAUAAAGUCAUCUGUCAAAGCUGAUGGUCUCUGCACUAAAUGCUUGAAUAAUUCAGCUUCCUAUCAAUUUCUAUGGACAUUUGAAUCAGGGGUUUAUAUCUAUCAGAGUAAAACUUUUAAGCAGGCACUUUGAGAGCAAAGGGUUUUUAUAUUGUAAUCCAUUGCCACUACAUAUGCAGUUCAAAUACUUAAAGACCAUGAGAAGUCGUGGAGCUUCUCUCUCUGUAGAGGAUAACUCCGAUUUUCUGAUCUCACCAGAUGGAGCCUUCCAAUGUGGUUUCUACCAAGUUGGUUCAAAUGCCUUCACCUUCUCAAUAUGGUUCGUUAAAUCAGCUGACAGGACUGUGGUUUGGAGCGCAAACCCCAACCAUCUUGUGCAUGGCAAAGGAUCUGCCGUUACAUUAAGGAAAGACGGCAACAUGGUCCUAACCGAUUACAACGGCGAGGUCAUUUGGGCCACCAAUACUUCUACUCCUCCCAAUCAUGCCCAACUGUUGGAAACCGGUAAUCUUGUCAUCAAGGACUCGAGCGGUGAAACUCUCUGGAAAAGCUUCGAUUUUCCCACCGAUACUUUGCUGCCUACUCAACCCAUCACUGCAAUCACAAAGCUGGUAUCUUCUAACCAAUCGCUUUCCUUGGGUUACUUUAGUUUUCGUUUCGUUGAAAACUAUAUACUCUCACUCACAUAUGAUACUCCUGAACUUUCCGACAUAUAUUGGCCUGAUCCUGACAAUAGUGUGUGGGUAAAUAAUAGAAUAGCCUUCAACAGUAGCAGGUGCGGAAGUCUUGAUGACUUGGGUCGGUUUUCUUCUAGUGAUAAAUUUACAUUCGAAGCUUCAGAUUUGGGUCCAGGGAUUAGGAGGAGGCUAACUUUAGACUAUGAUGGUAAUCUUAGGCUGUACAGCCUCAAUGAAUCGGAUAAGAGCUGGUCGGUUACAUGGAUGGCUCUUUCGCAAAUUUGUGAAAUACACGGUUUGUGUGGUAAAAACGGGAUUUGCAUGUAUGCUCCUAUGCCCGCAUGUUAUUGUCCUCCUGAUUACGAGAUGAGUGAUCCUAGUGAUUGGAGCAAAGGAUGCAAGCCCAAGUUCAAGAUGAUUUGUGGUAAUUCUCAGAAAGUGAUUUUUCAUCCACUUCCUAACACUGACUUUUGGGGGUCUGAUAUGGAUUACAGCACGUCCAUAUCUUUCAUGGCUUGCAAGAAGAAUUGCACGAAUUCUUGUUCUUGCGUAGCUUUCAUGUAUAAAUGGGGCACAGGAGAUUGCUAUCUAAAAGCUGCCCUCUUCAAUGGUAAGAACUCUUCUGCAUUCCUAGGCACGAUUUACCUCAAACUCCCCAAAAAAUUAACACUUUCAAAAAACUCUGUUCCUCGAGCACGUAAUCUUGUUUGCAAUGCAACAAAAGCAGUAGUUGAAUUAGCUUACUCUGACAAGUCUAGCACAAGUAGUGAUAAGACAACAUGGAAGUAUUUUUAUGCGUUCAUCUCGGCAUUUUUAGUUAUAGAAGCAUUUUUUAUCACUACUGGGUGGUGGUUUAUUUUCAGGAGAGAGCAGAUACCGUUAGAAAUAGAGGAAGGAUAUAAGGUGAUAAGUAGUCAGUUUCGAAGGUUCACCUACAAGGACUUGGAAAAGGCUACCGGAAAAUUUAAGCACGAGCUUGGGAGGGGAGGAUCAGGCACUGUCUAUAAGGGAGUACUAGACGAUGAAAGAGUAGUAGCUGUGAAGAAGUUGGAAGACAUAAUACAAGGAGAGGAAGUAUUUAAAGCUGAACUAAGUGUCAUAGGGAAGAUUAACCAUAUGAAUCUAGUGAGGAUGUGGGGAUUCUGUUCGGAACACUCGCACAAGAUGUUGGUAUCUGAGUAUGUUGAAAAUGGCUCCUUGGACAAGAUCUUAUUCGGUAGCGAGAGCACAAAUAGCCUGCUUGGGUGGAAGGAAAGGUACAAAAUUGCAGUAGGGGUGGCGAAAGGCUUGGCUUAUCUUCACCACGAGUGCUUAGAAUGGGUUAUACAUUGCGACGUGAAGCCCGAGAAUAUAUUGUUGGACCGAGAUUUUGAGCCCAAGAUCACAGAUUUUGGAUUGGCAAAACUGUUCCAGAGAAACGGGUCUGAUCCGAGUUUAUCAAGGAUUCGAGGGACUAGAGGUUAUAUUGCGCCCGAAUGGGCGUCUAGUCUUCCCAUCACAGGGAAAGUUGAUGUCUACAGCUACGGGGUAGUGCUUCUGGAAUUAGUGAAGGGACUAAGAGUUUCGGAUUGGGUGAUACGCAGGGAAGAAAAUGUAGAGAUAGCUUUACGAACUAUCGUUAAGAUGCUCGUGGAGAUACUGAAGAGUGGAGAGAGAUCUUGGAUUGAAGAUUUUGUGGACUCGAGAUUGAAUGACAACUUCAACUACUCACAGGCGCUGAUGAUGGUGAAGCUGGCAAUCGCUUGCUUGGAGGAGGACAGAAGUAAAAGGCCGAAUAUGGAAUCCGUGGUUCAAACCCUACUCUCUUCAGACGACGAAACCAACUCUCAUGCAACAAUUUUACUUUAAUAAGCUGCAGGGUCUUCUUUAGUCAGCGGAUGCUACUAGAUGUAAUCGAAUUUUCCCUCGCUUGCAAUGCUAGUUUGCUUCUCCCUAUGAUAUGCUGAAGUGCUUGUAUAGAAACAAGUAAUUAAUUGUUAAUUGCUCCUCUCUAUGAUAUGUUAAAAUGCCCGGAAUGCUAGUUUGCUCCUGUCUGUGGUAUGUUAAAGUGCUUGUAUAUGUUUGUCUUCUGCUUGUAAUGAAAUGGGCAUAUUAUGUUUAACUUUGUUUACAAUGCCAUGCGCAGAAUAUAUAAUAGCUGGGAAUUAUGCGCGAUC
Messenger RNA from Ananas comosus (pineapple), 3565 nucleotides. Its product is annotated as putative receptor protein kinase ZmPK1. Gene Ontology annotation, biological process: recognition of pollen; protein phosphorylation. Bases 906 to 3257 code for a protein of 783 amino acids. NCBI's taxonomy places the organism in Eukaryota, Viridiplantae, Streptophyta, Magnoliopsida, Poales, Bromeliaceae. The transcript has 2 exons. Gene Ontology annotation, molecular function: protein serine/threonine kinase activity; ATP binding. The record is from RefSeq and is a predicted model, not a curated record.